AAAGUUGAUUUUGAAAUUGACCGCUGUGCACAAAGCAGUGAAGAAGCAAAGAAACUGAGAUACAUUCUUGGAUUAAAAAAUAAUUCUUGAGAAAAUCCUUUUGGUUUUGUUUGGAAGUAAAAGAUUUCAAUUUUUUUUUUGUUUUCGAAAUAUUCGAAUUGUUUGUGUUUUAGACAAUUCGUUUAAUUGUGAUAAAUAAAAGUUCAAUUGUGUUGAAAUAAUAUUUGAGAUACAAUUUUGUAAAAUUUACAGCAAAAUGAAGUUCCAAUUAGUAAUUUUAUCCGCCCUUUUAAUAAGCGCAUUUGCUUUACCCGUGCCAGAUGAGGAAGUCUCACCUGUGCAAUCAGUUGUCUCAGAAGUUAAACCCGAAGUAGUUGUCAAGUCCGAAGAGAAACCAGUUGAAGUUGUUAAACCAGAAUCACGUUCUGCUGAUGAGCUUGCUCCACUCGUACCUCUUGCUCCAGCUGCACCAGCCACCGAUGUACCACUUGCACCACCAGCCUUAACAGAAGAAAAGAAACUUGAAUUGGCUGCCAAUGCACCAGAUGCUGAGAUUACACAAGCCGUGCCAGAAAAGAAAGAGGAAAAGCUCGCUGAAAAACAAUUGCGCGCUGAAAAAGAAUCCGAAACCGUUUCAUCAGUUCCAGUUGUAGAUGCUCCAGUUUCAGCUGUUGAGACCACAAAGCAAAUCGUUGAUGAAAUUAAACCAGCCGUGCAGGAAGUACAACCAGUUGGAAAAUCAUCUGAUUUAGGAGAUGACUCACCAAUUGUUGCUGAAGCACCCAAUAAAGAAGAAAAUAAUGUUGAAAGUGCACCUGCAGUUAAAUCUGAACUUGUACCAGCUGCAUCAAAUGUCAUUGAAGCUGUUGAACCUGCACCAAUUGCUGCUGUAGCUGAAGAGAAGAAAGAAGAAUCUGCUAUUCGUCAAGAACGCCGUGGAGUUGAAGUUGAAAAAGUUGAAGAAGUCCAGGUAGCUGAAAAUAAAGUUGUUGAUAAUGUUGCCGUUGAAACACCCGUAGAAGUUGUGCCAGUUCUUAAGAGUCUAAAAUCUGAAGAACCCAGCGUAGCUGAAGUAACAAAACCAGUUGAAGCUGUUGCCGUACCAGUACCAGAAGUUAAAUCACUACCAGCCGAAGAACCUAUUGCCGAAGCUACUGAACCAGAAGCCGCAAAAAUUGCUGCACCAGCGCCACUACCAGCACAAAAGAAAAUUGAAGAUCCACAAGCACCAGCUGGUGAUAUACCACAACCUUCUUCUGAAGAACUUGCAAAAUCUCUGCCACAAGAAAAAUCGGCUGAAAUUCCCGCACCAGAAGCACUACCAGUUGCUCAACCCGAACCUGCUGCAUCUGCCCCAGCACCAGCACCAGUAGCUGAACCCAAAAAAAUUGAAGAACCCACUGCCAGUAAACCAACAGAACAACAAAUCACACCAGAAACGAAAGCAACUAAAGAAGAGAAGAAAUCCGAGGAGAAACAAACUUCUGAAGAGAAAUCCGCUGAAAACAAAAAAUCCGAAGAAUCAAAGGAAACCGAAGAAUCCAAAGAAAGUGAAGAAUCCAAGGAAGAUAAAACCAAUUAAAUGCGUUAAGUCAGCUUAAUGGCUUAAGGUUUUCCCCCCACUACCACAAUUAAGCAAAUAAAUAUAAACAAAAAAAGAAAAAAACAAAAACAAAAACAAAAAGAAGAUAACUGCAUACUUCUCUCCCGCCCACACAACAUACGCAUCGUGUGAUCAUUCAUCUUAUAGCUGCUCAUUCUCCUAACGUUCUCACUUGGUUACAAGCCAAUUGUCUUAAGUAUUUAGUUAGUUACUUUAAGUUGUAAAAAUAAAACUGAAGCAAAAACGGACAGAUUCCAGGGACCGAUACAUUAUAAUGGCUCAUAAGGAAAGCAUAAUGUAAGGAAAAUAAAUAAAAACGGAAAAGUUAGAAAUUAAUUAUAAUUUAACAUAACAUAAUACAUAAUAAUAAUAUUAUUAAUGAUAAAUAAAUAUUUUAAUUAUAUUUUUUUAAAUAAAUCGGCUUAUUAACUUUAAAACAACAAAUACAACAAAUACAACGACAAAAACACAAAUACAUGCACAAACUGACACACAUACGCACAUAUACACAACACAAGCACACAAGCACACAUUCACACACAGUGAAAUAUACAAGGACAAACCAAUAAGAUGGCAAGAAAGCAAUAUAAUUAAUUAAACAUAUGCUUACUUAUUAUUAUGCAUAACAAGUAUUUAAUAAUUUAAUUACAUUUAAUUAAUUAACAAAUUAAGUACACUCCAACAGCACAUAAAUGACAAAAUUAUUUAAUAAGAACAAGAAAAAAAUUAAACUUAAUUUAGUCAUUCCACACUUAACAGAAGACCGGCAAGUAAAUGCAUUACAAUUGUAGUUAAUUGCUAAUUAAUUAAUUAAUUGAAUUAAUUACAGAGUAGUUACAGACAGCUUUAGCUGAAAUGCAAACAAUGCUCAAGGACGUUUCGAGGAAAGUGAAAAGAGAAUGUGGGGGUAUAACCCACAAUCUUUAUUGAUCUUUCUUAAAGGCCAACACUGCAAUAGUUAAUUUACAAUAAUUUUAUGUAAAAAUUUUGCGAGUUGCACAACAACACGGCACAUUACAUAUUACACAUUACACACUAAUUGCACUUUUGUAUUGAAGAAUUGAUUUCUACUUUGUAACGUAUGAUUAUCUGAAUUAUUUUAUGAUUACUUUUAAACAAUUAAUUAUUUAUAAUUUUAUGUUUUGAAUAAUGUUUUGUGCGUUAAGUUAGUUUACAAUUUAAUAUUUACGUAAAAAAAUAUGUUAAUUUUAUUUAAUGCUUUGCUUUGCGGAAUUAAUUAUGCAAAGGCAGCGAUCGUCAGCGUGAAGGAGAAAAUUUUAUAGAAGUUCUUGAACCGUCGCAAAAAUCUCA
This is a messenger RNA of Teleopsis dalmanni, 2914 nucleotides long. RefSeq names its product protein bangles and beads (gene bnb). NCBI's taxonomy places the organism in Eukaryota, Metazoa, Arthropoda, Insecta, Diptera, Diopsidae. The record is from RefSeq and is a predicted model, not a curated record. The transcript has 2 exons. Bases 257 to 1582 code for a protein of 441 amino acids.